Messenger RNA from Psylliodes chrysocephalus, 3540 nucleotides. NCBI's taxonomy places the organism in Eukaryota, Metazoa, Arthropoda, Insecta, Coleoptera, Chrysomelidae. The record is from the annotation of a GenBank genome assembly.
AGUGGAACUGUCGUCUCUCGUCUCGUUAUGUAUUCGACCCACAAAUUAAAAGUAACGUUAUGCGCGUACAGAUCCGGUUUCUGUACAUUCUGCGUCUGUGUCUGUGCAUAAACCAACGAACUGCCUAUACACACUUAAAUUAUUGGGGGGGACAACUGGGGAGAAAAGAAUGAAGACUGACGAUGACGAUGAUGAUGUUACAUUAAACCUGUAACUCUACCAGGAAAUUAUUAGUAAAAAUGUGCCGCGUUUUGUUUGUUUUGUACUCGCAUUGUUUAAUUUUGUGAUCUAUUUAAAAAAUUAAGUUAUCGUGAUAACAAGAUAACGAGAUAAAGUUUAGGAAUGUAAUUGUGUUUAUUUUAUUAAAUCCAUAUAAAAAGGAGGAUAUAUAUUAUAAUAAAUACAAAAAUUCUGUUUUCUGACUCAUCAAAUUAGCAUGGAAGAGGUAUUGACGAGUUCCACACAAUCCUAGGUAAUCUUAAUCACAACAAAUUGUGCUGAUUACUCACAUCCUAUCAACUACUGGGGGUCAAGAGGCAUGUAAACAGUAGAUAACGACUUAACUACACUUUUCUUGAAAGAUACUAAAAAUACUCUUUCAUAUUAAAGGCGGAGAGAUGUGAACAUCCGCGCGCUAUAUAUUUUAAACUGAUAAAACUAAUUCGAAAUUUUGGUUUAUAAAGAAAAGUUAAGAUGUUUCGGUGUAUCAACUCCUACUCAAUCCUCUACAUACUAUUCGCUUUGUCCAUAGGGAUGUGCUACGGCUUUGUUUUGCUCUCUUCGGCAUCUGGUGAUUUCAGCGACGUAAAUAUUUUUGAAAAUGGACAAUCCUUAAGGUAUAAAUUGCAAUCGACUAUUUUACUGAAUGAAAGAAACCUCAGUGCUAAAAAUGUCGGAUUCUUUAUUGACGGAGAAGUUACCAUUGAUUCGAUAUGGACACAUGGAGAUCAGAAGCUGCUCAAAAUUGAGAUUAAAUCACCAAAACUUCAUAUCCGAUCCAGAAAAGCCCCAUCUCCGGAUGGAUUUAUUCCACAUUCUUCAAAAUUAGACAAUAUCGAAAACAAUCCUUUUUUUAUAGUAUGGAACAAAGGAAUAAUAGAAAACACCUUUAUAGCCAAGAAUGAACCAGUGUCUCUAAAGAAUAUUAAAAAAGGAAUUUCCAGCUUAUUCCAAUUUCAGCUUCUAGAUGGAGAGACUACAGAAACAGACUCUUCAGGGAAAUGUUCAGUUACCUAUACUUCUUCAUCACCAUCAACAUUUACGAAAACGAAAAAUCAAUGCGCCUCAGGAGAUUUUGAUUAUAUCAACAACCCCAACCACAUUUUAGGAGUCAAAAUCGACUCUACACGAACUGUAGAUUAUGAACUAGCUUCCAAUCCAUUUAUCAUCAAAUCGAUAAUUUUAAAAGAGAGUCACUCUGUUUUUUUGACAGCUAGAGAAGAAAUGGGUAAUCAUAUAGAGGCUCAAGAAACUUUGACUUUUAUAGAUAGCAAAAAAGCAAACACGGUAGAAGGAACCGAUCUUGAAAAAGCAAUUGAAAAUAUUAGUAAUAAAUUAGGUGUUAAAUUCAAUCGUGAAACUUUAUUAACCGAAAUAGAACCUAUUCAAACUGAAGAUGAAAUUAGUUUUAGUAAGAAAGUUGAAAGAAUGAGAAGUCAAUUGAAAAUUGAACAUAUGGGAUCAACUAAACAAGCUAAAGUAUUCACUGAACUGGUAAAUUCAGCAAGAAAUGCUCCGAAGGAAGAUAUAUUAAAGACAUUAACAACGAAGAAAAAUAAACCAAUUUUAACUCAACUAUACGACAUUUUGGGCUACGUGGGAACAUUAGACUCUCACACAACAGUCAUGAAAAAUCUUCAUUUCGACAAAGAAGAACAAAUUGAUUUCAGUGAAAGAUACCUUUGGGCAUUAUCGUUCUCUUCAAAUCCCAAUCUCGAUGUGAUAAAAGAUCUUCACAAUAAAUUUAACAAAAUCAAUAGCAUACCUGAAAAAGUCAAAGAAACUUUGAUUUUGACCCUGGCGUCAAUGACGUACAGAUUAAGCAAGACUGCUCAAGCCAAAUAUAAUAUUCAUCGUGAUGUAGAAGAAACAAUAAUCAACAACUUAGAUUAUGCCAAAAAUGAAGAUAAGUAUAAGUUCUUCAGAGCGUUGAGAAAUCUUAAAUCUGAAUCAACGGUACCAGUCCUCCUAGAAUACAUAAAAAAAGGUACACAAAAAGAGGGAGUACUAGCUUGGAGAGCUAUUAAAGACCUUGAUUCCAGCUCUACAAAUAAAGAUAUACUCACUGCAGCUGAGAAGACAUUUUUCCAAUUAGACAGGCGGCAUGACACGAGUUCUAGAACCAUUGCUGCUGAUAUUAUUUUGCAAUCUUCUCUAAACAAUGAACUACUAACAAAAUUAUUAAACUUUUUGACAUCUAAUGAUCCCGCUUAUGAAAUAAAACAAUACCUCUUUCAACGGAUCAAAAUGUUGGCAGAGUCUGAUUUAACAGUCAAAAAUAACGUAGAACAAAUCAUCAAAAGCAAUAAACACUUAAAUAAUUAUUCUGGGACCAAUCCACGAGGAUUAUCUAUCUCUCUUACUAGAAGAUUCCUCAACCAUCCUUCCAGUAAUGGCAGCUUAGUGACUGUGCAGGAAAUGAAGUCUGGUGUUAUUAAAAGAGGAACUAUCGAUGUGGUUAUUGAAAAAGAAGAAUUUUCGAAUGAAUUAUUUAGUCUUGGUAUAUUUUCUGGAGGUCUCCACACCUUCAUGUCUAGCGAUAAUGGAGGAAAUGAAGAAGCAGAUGAAGAAACUGCUACGGCGGGUAUAGAACUUACAGUUCUUGGCACACAAAUCAGACCGUUUGUCUUCUUCAGCGGUCAAGGUGAACUUAUGGGUCACGUUUGGUCAGGUACGGCUUCAGAAAGAACGCCCGCGUAUCAGGUUUUGGCAUUAUUACAUGAUCAUUUGGAGUAUAUUAGAUUGGGUUCUGGAUUUAUAACAAAUAUCAAUAUUAAAGGAGCCACAUCUAUGGAUCUGUCGGGACAAAUAGAAAUAUCUUUGUGGAACAGAAAUGCUGAAUCUCUAGUUCAAAAAGCAGCUGGAAUAGUAGUUACCGGAUCAAGCACCAUCGAUACUAUGUUUGUGAAAUCCCUAGUAGAAUUUAGUAGUUCUAUAGAACCUAAAUUAAAUCUACAUUCUGAUAUCGACUUUUCUUCGAACCUACAUCUUUGUAUGAGACUUACUCAACCCGAUGCUGUCUUUAGACAUAACAUUUACAAAGUGGAAAGGAUACCUGGCAGCAAACACAAAAUGCGAAUUUCAAAAUACCAAAAAUACAUUGUACCAGGAACAACGUACAAUAUAAACAAGAAAAACAACCAAAUGUGUAACGCGAUUUUUAGCUGACGAGUAAUCUUGUGAUUUUAAUUAUUAUUUUUUUUACCAUGGACUUGUUAACAAUUUUUUUUAAUGCUGUGUUGUAAAAAGACUUUAGUUUUAGUAGAUGUCUGCUCAAUAAAUUUUGUAAAUAAUAUUUAAUAUAUUAAUAAUUAUUUCUUA